Molecule: messenger RNA, 1145 nt
Organism: Oenanthe melanoleuca
Lineage: Eukaryota; Metazoa; Chordata; Aves; Passeriformes; Muscicapidae
Gene: EIF4A1
Product: eukaryotic translation initiation factor 4A1
Exons: 10
Coding region: 33-1145 (370 amino acids)
Biological process (GO): cytoplasmic translational initiation
Cellular component (GO): cytoplasmic stress granule
Molecular function (GO): ATP binding; RNA helicase activity; translation initiation factor activity
Source: RefSeq, a predicted model, not a curated record
ACUGGCACGAGGUGGUGGACAGCUUCGACGAGAUGAACCUGUCGGAGGCGCUGCUGCGCGGGAUCUACGCCUACGGCUUCGAGAAACCUUCAGCUAUCCAACAACGGGCUAUCCUGCCUUGUAUCAAAGGCUAUGACGUCAUCGCGCAGGCGCAGUCGGGCACAGGUAAAACCGCCACCUUCGCCAUCUCCAUCCUGCAGCAGGUGGAGCUGGAGCUCAAGGCCACCCAGGCCCUCGUGCUCGCCCCGACCCGCGAGCUCGCCCAGCAGAUCCAGAAGGUGGUGAUGGCCCUCGGGGACUACAUGGGCGCCUCAUGCCACGCCUGCAUCGGCGGCACCAACGUCCGGGCCGAGGUGCAGAAGCUGCAGCUGGAGGCGCCGCACGUGGUGGUGGGGACGCCCGGGCGCGUCUUCGACAUGCUCAACCGCCGGUACCUCUCCCCAAAAUUCAUCAAGAUGUUCGUGCUGGACGAGGCCGACGAGAUGCUGAGUCGGGGAUUUAAGGAUCAAAUCUACGACAUUUUCCAGAAGCUGAGCGGGAACACGCAGGUGGUGCUGCUGUCGGCCACGAUGCCCCUGGACGUGCUGGAGGUCACCAAGAAGUUCAUGCGGGACCCGAUUCGGAUCCUGGUGAAGAAGGAGGAGCUGACGCUGGAGGGGAUCCGGCAGUUCUACAUCAACGUCGAGAGGGAGGAGUGGAAGCUGGACACUCUGUGUGACCUGUACGAGACACUGACCAUCACCCAGGCCGUGAUCUUCAUCAACACCCGGCGCAAGGUCGACUGGCUGACGGAGAAAAUGCACGCGAGAGAUUUCACUGUGUCUGCCAUGCACGGGGACAUGGACCAGAAGGAGCGUGACGUCAUCAUGAGGGAAUUCCGGUCGGGCUCCAGCCGGGUGCUGAUCACCACCGACCUGCUGGCCCGGGGCAUCGACGUCCAGCAGGUGUCGCUGGUGAUCAACUACGACCUCCCGACCAACCGGGAGAAUUACAUCCACCGGAUCGGCCGCGGGGGCCGCUUUGGCCGGAAGGGCGUGGCCAUCAACAUGGUGACGGAGGAGGACAAACGGACGCUGCGGGACAUCGAGACGUUCUACAACACGGCCAUCGAGGAGAUGCCGCUCAACGUGGCCGACCUCAUCUGA